CCAGUGGCAGGAAGACCUUCAUGAAGAGCACUAGUAAUCCUGUUUAAAGAUGAAAAAAACUAGGUUUUCAUUUGUGAAAAGACUUUAACAGAGCAAACCAAAUCGGAUCUCCUCAGAAGAAUGCUAUCAGAAAACCAGUCUUCUAUACAUGAAUUCAUUCUUAUGGGUUUCUCUAACCCUCCAGAAGUCCAGGUUUUUCUCCUCACUCUCUUCCUGCUGACCUACAUCGUGACCAUUUAUGGAAACAUGAUGAUCAUCACUAUUGUUCAACUCCACCAGCAGCUUCACACCCCCAUGUACUUAUUCCUCAGCCACUUGGCCUUGAUUGAGAUUGGACAUAUGACCAACACCAUUCCCAAAAUGCUGGCGGACUUCUUAAAAGAGAAAAAGAUCAUCAGCAUUGUGGGUUGCUUCACGCAGCUUUACUUCAACCUCUUCCUGGGACUGACCGAAAACUUCUUGCUGGUACUCAUGGCUUAUGACCGCUACUUAGCCAUCUGUAAACCUCUGAAUUACACCACUCUAAUGAAUGCUAGAGUUUGCAGAUAUUUUACCACUGGGUGCUGGGUUGGUGGGUUGCUUGCACCCUUAUUUCCAGUAAUUAUGCUCUGUAGGCUGCCAUUCUGUGGACCUAAUAGAAUCAACCAUUUCUUCUGUGAUCUAGCUCCAGUGCUGAUUCUUCCAUGUAGGAACAAGUCGUUCAUUGAACUGAUUUUCUUUAUGUGCAUCUCUUCAAUGGGGUUGGGUUGCUUCUCUUUGAUAGUGCUAUCUUAUGUUAACAUUAUUGUUACCAUAUUGAGGAUGCCAUCUGCUAAAGGAAGGCAAAAAGCAUUUUCCACCUGCAGUGCCCAUCUUAUUGUUGUGUCCAUAUAUUAUGGCUCAGUCUUGUAUAUGUAUGUUAGGCCUUCAGAGAAGGACAUCCGUGACACCGAUAAGAUUGUGUCUGUCUUCUAUUGUGUGGUGACACCAUUUAUGAACCCUUUCAUCUACACCCUGAGGAACAAACAAGUUCAUGAAGCAUUCAAAAUAAUGAUUACUAAGAAAAGAGCCAUUUUGUAAUUAAUACUUUUUUAAAAAAUUUACUUUUUCUUAA
Messenger RNA from Sphaerodactylus townsendi, 1093 nucleotides. Its product is annotated as olfactory receptor 6N1-like. Gene Ontology annotation, biological process: G protein-coupled receptor signaling pathway. Gene Ontology annotation, cellular component: membrane. Bases 121 to 1059 code for a protein of 312 amino acids. Gene Ontology annotation, molecular function: olfactory receptor activity; G protein-coupled receptor activity. The transcript is spliced from 2 exons. Lineage: Eukaryota; Metazoa; Chordata; Lepidosauria; Squamata; Sphaerodactylidae. The record is from RefSeq and is a predicted model, not a curated record.